This is a messenger RNA of Mauremys reevesii (Reeves's turtle), 2307 nucleotides long. RefSeq names its product thaicobrin-like. Lineage: Eukaryota; Metazoa; Chordata; Testudines; Geoemydidae. Gene Ontology annotation, molecular function: protein binding. Bases 337 to 906 code for a protein of 189 amino acids. The record is from RefSeq and is a predicted model, not a curated record. The transcript is spliced from 4 exons.
CGGAACCGGAUUGUGUCUGAUCCCACGUGAGUCAGAUCAGCUGCUUCCUCCUCCGCCCCCGUGCGAGCAGCCGGCCCGGCUCCGUCCGGCCCCACCGCACCCGGCUGGGAGGGGAGCGGGGACCCCACUGCACCCUCCGGAUCUGUGGGGGGACCCAGGAGCCGAGGUACUGAUUUGGCUGGAGGGGUCUUUUAAAAGUAGUUAAUCGGCUGGUCAGAAGGAAAAGAUUCCCAGGCACCGCUACAGGCCGGGGACCGACUGGCUCGGCAGCCGUUCUGCAGAAAAGGACCUAGGGGUUACAGCGGACGGGAAGCUGGAUACGCUCUGCCGCCGGCAAUGGAGCGGGACUGGUGGAAGAGGCUCUUGUCGUAUACGAAGGCGAACGUGACUCUGGAUCCAGACACGGCCCAUCCCCUCCUCGUCGUGUCUGAGGACGGGAGAAGCGUGAGACGAGCAGACGCGUGGCAGGACUUGCCUGACAGGCCGGAGAGAUUCGACACGUGUCACUGCGUGCUGGGCGCUGAGGGGUUCACCUCGGGGCGACGUUACUGGGAGGUGGAGGUGGGGAAUGGGAGGUACUGGGCUGUGGGGGUGGCCAGAGAGUCUGUGAGGAGGAAGGGCCGGAUCAGCCCUAGCCCUGAGGAGGGGAUCUGGGCCAUGGGGAUACAGGGGCGUAAGGGGCAGUUUAAUGUGUACCAUGGUUUCUCCACCCCUGGCAUCCAUCUGAUCUCGAGUGAGAGCGUACAGAGAAUAGGGGUUUCCCUAGAUUAUGAAUUGGGGCAGGUGGCAUUUCUGGACGCUGAUUGGAAGUCCCUGUUGUUCUCCCUCCCUCCGGCCUCUUUCCAUGGGGAGAGGAUCCUCCCUUACUUCUGGGUGCGAGGAUCCCCGCUCGGCCUGUGUUCCUGAGACAAGGGGGUGGGGAGACGGGGAGCGGCCCCCCGGGAAUGAGAAAACGGGUUCCUCUAGCCGCCAACAUCCCAACCCCCGUGGCCCCGGAGGGCUCCCGUCUCUCCGGGCCCCUGGGCCGCUGCUCUCCCCGGAGCAGCAAUGCUCAGCGUGCCCGUAAGGAGCCGGCUGGGGCCUGGCCAGACGAUCUCAUCGCAGCGGGUGUCCCCCGGCCCGUUUCUCACGGCGCUCGGUGCCUCUGCAGGCUGCCCAGGCUAGGAACCAGCACCCCCGUCGGUCCAGCGCCGCCCAGGAGCGGCCACACCCGGCACGGGGCCCCCCUGAAAUCUUUGGGCCACGGAGCCCCUGGCUGGGUGACUUCUGCGGGGGGGGAGUUUGGGGGUUGGAGGCGGAGUUUUGUCGGGGGCUGCCGGAGGGGCAGCUGCUGGGUUUCUGUGAUGGGGUUUUCCAAUGCACCCAAAUCCCCUUGUAAUUCCCUGCGUGGGGUCCCGCCCUGCGGCUCUGCUGGAAAUCCCAGCUGUGCAGUGUGAGCUCUUCUCCGCGCUCAGAGCCAGCUGGAUAACGAUCGCGCCGUACGACGCCCUUGGGGUUUAUGUCAUUGGCGGCUGGCUCGUUAACCGCCCGCUCGCUCACGGGACCCUCCUUGCCAUGGGGCUUCCUGGGGCUGGAGGCCCACGGUUUAGCCGAUGCCUUUUCAGUGGCAAUGGGCCCUUGUGCCUGGCUCCUAACCACCCCGCGGCAUCUCCAGGGGAAAGGGGGGCCUGGUUCUUAGCCACACAGACGCCUCUGCCGCCAGUCGGGCAGCGCAAAGGGGCCUGUACUGCAUCACUGUGUGUGUCACCGUAGCGUGUAGGAGUCCAAGUUACGGACCGGGACCUGUUGUGCUAGGAGCUGCACAAACCCAGCAAGAAAAGAUGUCGCUGCACCUGGCAGCUUCCGGUGCAAGCCAGGCGCCCAGAGCUGGAGACAGGCAGAGGGGGAAGGGGACAUUUCUCACCUCAAACCGCCUCCCAAUAUCUAUAACGCAGCCCAGCGUCAAACACUCUGCCGCCUCCGCCGUGCUCCUGGACGCUCUGCUGUGCUCCGGGGUCGGCGUGGCUAACGGCGAGUGUGUUUGGUUUCUAUAGACUGUUUUGACAGGGAACAGCAACGUUCAUUUUUAAGCCGUUUUCUGUUUGAUCUGUUUACACGUUCGGUGUUUUGCCCACUUGUGGGUUUCGAGCAUUGUCGGCUUUUCUCUAGGGCAGCAGAGAAGGGCUGGUCUGACCAUCGAUGUUUCCAGAGAGAUGCUGACAAGCGAAAAAGUGGAGGCUUUAAAACCUUCCUACACAAUUGUAUGUUCUGUGCUGGGCUGUUGACAAAGUGAAUCGUUUUUAAAAUCAAACUUUUAACUUCUCAGCA